This is a messenger RNA of Coffea arabica (coffee), 1624 nucleotides long. Its product is annotated as S-adenosylmethionine synthase 2-like. NCBI's taxonomy places the organism in Eukaryota, Viridiplantae, Streptophyta, Magnoliopsida, Gentianales, Rubiaceae. The record is from RefSeq and is a predicted model, not a curated record. Gene Ontology annotation, biological process: S-adenosylmethionine biosynthetic process. Gene Ontology annotation, molecular function: ATP binding; methionine adenosyltransferase activity.
UUUUACAAUCCGUAGCUGUUCCCAUUUUCAAAGGAAGCCCAGAACAGGAAGGCGGCCAACUACCCAAACCCCCCGCCCCUAUAUAUUAGGAAGAACCCCUCCUUUUGUUUCGUGCUCCCCUCCACAAUUGCUCCUCCUCCUUCAUACGCACCCAAAUCUGACGACACUGCUAUUCCAAGCUUGAAAGAAGAAAAUGGAGACCUUCUUGUUCACUUCUGAGUCUGUCAAUGAGGGGCACCCCGACAAGCUCUGUGACCAGAUCUCGGAUGCAGUGCUUGACGCCUGUCUGGCUCAAGACCCCGAGAGCAAGGUUGCUUGCGAAACCUGCACCAAGACCAACAUGGUCAUGGUCUUCGGUGAGAUCACCACCAAGGCCCAGGUCGACUAUGAGAAAAUUGUCCGCGACACCUGCCGUGCCAUUGGUUUCGUUUCUGAUGAUGUAGGCUUGGAUGCUGACAACUGCAAGGUCCUUGUCAACAUUGAACAGCAGAGCCCUGACAUCGCUCAGGGUGUCCACGGUCAUCUCACCAAGUGCCCCGAGGAAAUAGGCGCUGGUGACCAGGGACACAUGUUUGGCUAUGCCACCGAUGAGACCCCUGAAUUGAUGCCUCUCAGCCAUGUUCUUGCAACCAAGCUUGGUGCCCGCCUCACAGAGGUUCGCAAGAAUGGUACUUGCCCCUGGCUCAGACCAGAUGGUAAAACCCAAGUGACUGUUGAGUACUACAAUGAGAAUGGUGCCAUGGUUCCUGUCCGAGUUCACACUGUCUUGAUUUCCACUCAGCAUGACGAGACCGUCACCAACGAUGAGAUUGCUGCUGAUCUGAAGGAGCAUGUCAUUAAGCCUGUGAUUCCCAAGAAGUACCUCGAUGAGAAAACAGUUUUCCACCUCAAUCCUUCUGGCCGCUUUGUCAUUGGUGGUCCUCAUGGCGACGCUGGUCUUACCGGCCGCAAGAUCAUUAUUGAUACUUACGGUGGAUGGGGUGCUCACGGUGGUGGUGCCUUUUCCGGAAAGGACCCAACCAAGGUGGACCGGAGUGGUGCCUACAUUGUCAGGCAAGCUGCCAAGAGCAUUGUUGGCAAUGGACUUGCGAGGAGGUGCAUUGUGCAGGUUUCAUACGCCAUUGGUGUCCCCGAGCCCUUGUCUGUCUUUGUGGACACUUAUGGCACAGGAAGGAUCCCCGACAAAGAAAUUCUCAAGAUCGUGAAGGAUAACUUUGAUUUCAGGCCUGGUAUGAUUGCCAUUAAUUUGGAUCUUAAGAGAGGUGGGAAUAACAGGUUCUUGAAGACUGCUGCUUACGGGCAUUUUGGCCGAGAUGACCCCGACUUCACAUGGGAGGUGGUUAAGCCUCUCAAAUGGGAGAAUUGGUCUAGCCUAAUCCAGAUUAAUGCUGCCACGGGAUGAAGUUGGGCCUGCUCUUUAUCUAUCUAUAUUUUUGCUUCUUUUUUUUUUUUUUUGUUUUUCUUAUCUGUACAUUUGUUCUACCAGUAACUCUUUUUGUUUUUUUUUUUUUUAAUAAUCCCUGGUAUUUGUUCUACAAAGUGGUCUCAGGUGCAUUUGCAAGUCUUACCCCAAAUCUCAUGUUUGGGGUCUGGAAGUAAUAUUUUUCCAUUCAUUGGUAUUCUA